AUGUCAGAUCGCGCGGCCGCUAGCAUGGACGUCCGUGCCGCAAGGAUCAUCGCCUCUCUGGCAGAAUCGCUCGAAACACCCUAUCAGGGCUCCAGCUCCAUGACCCCCACGGUCUAUGAUACGGCCUGGGCGUCCAUGGUAGCCAAGGACGGGGAGUGGCUCUUCCCGGAAUGUUUCCAGGUGGUGCUAGACAGCCAGUCUCCUGGGGGCGGGUUUGGCGUGGACGAGGGGGCGCCGCCGCCGCCGCAGCUGGACGGCAUCCUGAGCACCAUGGCCGCAGUUUUGGCGCUCUGCAAAUACCGGAAGAGCCCAUCUUCCUCGAUCCGAGGUGGUCCGCACUGCAUUCUUCCUCCAUCAUCGUCAGAUUUGCAAGACCGAAUCGAUCGGGCGCGGGCGUAUCUCGACCAAGCCCUGCAGUGCUGGAAUGUGCAUUCAACCGUGCAGGUGGGAUUUGAAAUCCUGGUACCCAGUUUGCUGCGCUUGUUGCACGAGGAAGGGCUACACUUCGACUUCCCCGGUCGCAAAGCCCUCAUGGCGCUGCAUCGGUGCAAGAUUGACAAGAUUCGGCCUGCGUUGGACACUCCCCACCCACCGCAAACCACGCUCUUGCAUUCGCUCGAGGGCUUCAUCGGAUGCAUGGAGUUGGGAAAUAUGGCGCCCUGUCUAGCCAACGGGUCCAUGAUGGGAUCACCAUCCUCGACUGCUGCAUAUCUGAUCCACAGCCCCGAAUGGGAUAAAGAAGCGGAAAGGUAUCUCCGUUUCGUCGUUGCGCGCAACAAUGGAAAUGUACCUUCUGCAUUCCCAAUCAGCGUCUUUGAAAUUUCCUGGGUUCUCUCAACCCUGCUAGAUUCAGGAUUCGAAGCCGAUGUGUUAGGAACCGAGAAUGUUUGCACUCUAGCGGCCUACCUUGAGUCUCGACUCGCGGAGGAUAAUGGUAUCACAGGCUUUGCUCCCGGAAUGCUUGCCGAUGCAGAUGACACGGCGAAAAGCAUUUAUUCUCUCAGUCUUCUUGGCCGGUCCACGGACUGUGCAGCCAUGCUCCAGGCAUUUGAAGGUCAUACUCAUUUCAAGACGUACAACUUGGAAGCCAAGGAGUCCUUCGCGUCAACUGCAAUCACCUGGGAAAGUGGCAAAUGGAGUGACAAAUGGAAUAUCGAGUCUCAGUACGCCAUAAUGCUUUUGGCCGAUGCUCUGGCAAGCCUGAUCGAUCGUUGGCAAGAUGGAGCGUUAGGAGAUCUCGAUCCCAAUUUCCUGGCUGAUCACGUUCCCCGGGUGACCCUCCAGAUUGUCGUGCGGACUCUGAGCGCACAGUCGGAGGAUUCCGGCUCGUGGAAACAAUCACCGGAGAUCACGGCCUAUGGGCUCUUGACUCUCAAAGCCCUGGUCAGCUUUCCGUGGGUACGGACGGCAAUAGGGGCCCAAGUCAUUGAUGAGCAUAUCGAUCGAGCAAUCAAAUACCUGCGAGCCCACGAGGACCGCUGGAACGACCCCGAGAUGAUCUGGGUCGAGAAAGUGAACUAUGGCUCCAGCAUCCUUUCGGAGACCUACUGCUUAGCGGCACUGCGGCGAAAAGCUACAUGUCCGUCCCGCUGGGGAGAGCCAGUUGGAGAUUUAUGCAAGGUGCCCAAGGAGAGGCUCGACCGAUUCUGCCGGUUCUUUGCUCGGUUGCCGAUUUUCAAAGGCGAGCCGACAUGGAGACUGCGGGCUUCCAUUCUCGAGGGGGAUCUACUCGCCCCGGUGUUGCGGCGGGCGGCACUCGAGCUGGCCAUCUUCCCCUUCCCUCAGGGGGAUGGAAUGAAAACUGCAAAAUACCUGGAAUACAUCCCUCUGACGUGGACCACCUCCAACAACGCAGCAGCAAGCUUUGGUCUGUCCACUGCAACGAUGGUGGAGAUGAUGGUACUUUCUCUGCUCAACUUCCAGGUGGACAGGUGGUUCGAGGAGACCACGGAAGAUCCGCGCCUCCAAGGUGAUUGGGCGGCCCUUAGGAGCGUGAUCGGGGAGCUUUUCACGGAUGAUGAUGACCCGAAGGAGCGCAAGACGCCAAAUGGCCACCAUAAUCACAAGCGCCGCCAGCGGGGGGAUUUGACGGGCCAUGGACCAGCCAUGGUGGCCGACGAGGAAGAAAAGGCUGCUUUCCUAGCCGAAGCCAAACGUACCCUCGCGCGGUUCGUGCAGGGCGGCGUGCUCCAAAAAGUCUCCGUCCGGUCGGCACCCCCGGCACUGCGCCGGCGCGUCCGGCAGGAGCUCCGCACCUUUCUCCUUGCACAGGUCACCCAGGGGGAAGAUAACAAUAAGAAUCAUGAUUCGAAGGCAACGCCCAUAAUGACACGAACGUACUACGAGUGGGUUCACACCACAUCAGCAGACCACACGAGCUGCCCCUACUCGUUCGAGUUCUUCCGCUGCCUCGUCUCAUCUGGUGCGGGCGGGGAUUGUUUCGUGGGGCCCCGCGCCCAGUAUCUCGCCCAGGACUUCUGCCGCCAUCUGGCCACCAUGUGCCGCCAGUAUAAUGAUUAUGGUUCCAUGGCUCGGGACCAGGAGGAGCGAAAUCUUAAUAGCAUUGAUUUCCUGGUGUUGGGCAAAGAAGACGACGACGGCGAUGAUGACGAUCACGCCAAAGAAGAAGAGGAAGAAGAGGAAGAAGAAGAAGAAGAGGAAGAAGAGGAAGAAGAAGAAGAAGAAGAGAAGAAGCUGUUGUUGUUGGGAAUCGCCCAGUAUGAGCGCGAGUGCUUGGAGUUGGCGGUGCAACGGCUGCAACCCCAGGUCUCCAAACCCGCAUGGAAGGCAUGGAGAGUCUUUCUUGCUGUGACGGAUCUCUACGGUCAGAUCUAUGUGGCACAAGAUAUCAAUUCUAGAUAA
Molecule: messenger RNA, 2862 nt
Organism: Aspergillus sclerotioniger CBS 115572
Lineage: Eukaryota; Fungi; Ascomycota; Eurotiomycetes; Eurotiales; Aspergillaceae
Product: Ent-kaurene synthase
Exons: 5
Coding region: 1-2862 (953 amino acids)
Biological process (GO): diterpenoid biosynthetic process
Molecular function (GO): terpene synthase activity; magnesium ion binding
Source: RefSeq, a predicted model, not a curated record